Messenger RNA from Maniola jurtina (meadow brown), 2694 nucleotides. Its product is annotated as carbonic anhydrase-related protein 10-like. The transcript is spliced from 11 exons. NCBI's taxonomy places the organism in Eukaryota, Metazoa, Arthropoda, Insecta, Lepidoptera, Nymphalidae. Bases 231 to 1232 code for a protein of 333 amino acids. Gene Ontology annotation, molecular function: carbonate dehydratase activity; zinc ion binding. The record is from RefSeq and is a predicted model, not a curated record.
UCAGUUGACCGCGAUCUUUCGCGAGAGAGGACGUUCUAUGGGAAUAGUUUAGUUCGGGUUGUGAAAAUUUACGGAAAACUUUUCGCUCACUCAAAGUAUUAAAUGAGAGUUGUAGGUGUGAACUAAGCUUUAAAUUGUGUAUUCUAGUUGCAAGUGGGCCGUGUGUUGAUCGAUUUUAACUGAUAUAAGAAGCCAAAUGCGGCGAGCUGCGUGACCCAGGCAUCACCACGAUGCACAAAUGUCUGCUCACGGUCGCGCUACUUUGUAUCGCCGUCAAAGAUAUAUCAGGUAGCUGGGAAGAAUGGUGGACAUACGAUGGAAUAUCAGGUCCAGGAUUUUGGGGCCUCAUCAACCCCCAAUGGAGCAUGUGCAACAAGGGAAGACGGCAGAGUCCUGUCAACAUCGAACCUGAAAAGCUACUUUUUGACCCCUGGCUUCGGGACAUACAGUUUGACAAACAUAAGGUCAGCGGCGUGCUCCAAAACACGGGUCAAUCAUUAGUGUUCCGGGUAGAAAAGGACAGCAAACACCAGGUCAACAUCAGCGGUGGGCCACUGUCUUACCGGUACCAGUUCGAAGAGAUCUAUUUCCACUAUGGACUUGAUGAUAACAAGGGGUCGGAACACCAGAUCGAUCACCACACAUUUCCUGGAGAAAUCCAGCUAUACGGGUUCAACAAGGAGCUGUAUCACAACAUGUCGGAGGCCCAACACAAGUCGCAAGGAGUCGUAGGCAUCUCACUGAUGGUUCAGAUUGGCGAGCCUAUAAAUAAAGACCUGAGGCUUAUAACAAGUGCUUUUAAUAAAGUCACAUUUAGAGGUAGCUCCUACCCCAUCAAACACCUACCGCUUAGCUCGCUGCUACCCAACACGCAACAAUACCUCACGUAUGAAGGCUCCACCACGCAUCCUGGCUGCUGGGAGACGGCAGUCUGGAUCAUCUUCAACAAACCCAUCUAUAUUUCUAAACAAGAAAUGUACGCCAUCCGUCGUCUCAUGCAGGGAUCGCAAUUGACCCCUAAGGCACCUCUCGGGAACAACGCCAGGCCAGUUCAGCCACUACACCAUCGAACUGUUCGGACUAACAUCAACUUCAACAAGCAAGGAAUGCCGGUCUCAAGCAACUGCCCCGACAUGUACCGAAACAUGCACUACACAGCUACGCAGUGGCCAAGAGAGCACAGCAUGCGGUACAGAAGCGCUGAAGAUUUGGCAAUGCUAUCGCUCAACUGAAAUAUUUAGCUUCAUAUUAAAUAUAUAUUAUUAUUCUCGUUUAGAUACCUAAUAUUAGUUAUUAUUGUUAUAGUAAGUCAAACCUUAAUAAAUCAAACUGAAAUUAUGUGUACGAUUGUAUUGGACUAAAUACAAUGAGGCUAAGUUCAGUUAGCGAUCUUUGUCUGUAUACAGUACCCGAUAUUUUUUCGAAUUGACAGAGUAAAUUCACAUGUUGUCAAAAUAUCGUGUACUUAAUUUUAUUAUCACUUAGGAUAACAUAAAUUAUCGAAUAUUGAAUUAUUCAAUAUGCGAGACUAUAUAUUAUAUUUAUAAAAAAAUAUCGUUUGCUGAACUUAACUAACGUAACCUAAAAUUAGUUUGGGAAUACUCAUCAACAGAUUUUGUAUUCCUCAGAUGUAUUCUAGUUAAAAUACAAAGUUUGCUUGCCGGUGUUAUCUGAUUAAUUGUAUUGUUAAAUGAGUUAUCCGAUCCCAAAUGUAAACAAAUAAGGUAGUUGCGUCACUAACUCCAUGUAAAAUAAUUGAAAUUUUGGAUGCAUGUUUACAAAAAUACUCAAAAAAUUUGCUUUUUAGGUAAACGUCAAUUGUAUAGACAAUAUUAUCUUCCCUGAUAUUAAUUAUUGCGUUUAAACAAUUUAGAGAUAUUAUGUAAGAUUUAGGAGAUAUAUUAUUAUAAAAAAAUACUGAUUGGCAGUUACGAAUAUAGAAUUUAUAUUAAUAUAACGGAAGCUUCGAGAAUAAACUAAUAAAAUCUUCGCUAAAAUUAACAUAAAUUAGAUUGUGUAACGUGUGUAAAUUGUAACGUUGAUAAAAAGUGUAAAUAAAUGUAAAAUAUAGAUAAAAUAGUUGAAAGUUAUCGUCAUUCGUCCACACCCUCGAGUGUAUUUAUCGCAAAUAGAUUAAAAUUAAGCCUUAUAAAUAAAUAAAAAGUGAAGCUUCUAUUAAUUUUUUAUAAUACCAAUUUUUCAGAAAAAAAAUUUUGGCGCGAUAAUCUUGUAUAAUGCGUAGAAGUAUAAUAUUGUAUUAUGGAAAAGUGUAAAAGUAAAUGAUAUAGGACGUAGUUUUCCUAUGUUUGUAUUCUGUCAAUUGUCCAAACAAUUAUUAAAAUAAUAAAAAUAGGCAAGAAAUUGUAUACAAACAAGCUUAUGAAAUAGAUUGGUAUGUAAACUUAGAUUACAUUGUUAUUAAUAGAUAUUAAUGUAAUUAUUGUAACUUACAUAAAUAUACUGUUUAUAUCAAAACUCCGGUUAAUUAAUAAUAAUUAAACGAUUUUUAAAUUUUGUUUUAAAAACGGUUGAAGUCUUAGGAUACAUGCUUUAAUAUCUGAUGCCAGAGUUUAACGUAAUGUAAUGAAUUGUAGUAAAAUUAACUGUAAUGUACCUAUGGAAUUUCACGUUGUAGAAUUUAGAAGCUGUUUUGUCGACGUAUAAACGGUUAUUAUAAUAAAAUAUGUAACAAAA